Molecule: messenger RNA, 1215 nt
Organism: Rotaria sordida
Lineage: Eukaryota; Metazoa; Rotifera; Eurotatoria; Philodinida; Philodinidae
Source: the annotation of a GenBank genome assembly
AUGGAAAAAAAUUUCAGUAUAAAAACACAUUCAUUUAUUGAUGCUCAACGUCAAAAUCGUCGUCGUCGUUAUUCAAUAAGUUCUCCAAAUCUAUUUGAAUCUCGUGCUGGUGCUAUUGUUCGACAAUAUGAUAAUAUUAUUAAUCGUUUAUCUCGUACAAAUUUUUCUAAAACAUAUUCAAUAUCAUCAAAUUCUAAUCUUAUUUUUUCAUCAACAAAUUAUAAUUUAGAAAAAUAUGAUAUUCUAUCGAAAUUAAAUAUUGGUUUCUUUGGUUCAACUUAUUUAAUACGAGAUUCUAAUGAUGGACAAAUGUAUAUAUUAAAACGAAUUGAUUAUUAUUUACCAGAUAUAUUUCGUAAACGUUUAUUUCAAGAAAGAUAUUUAUUAAAUUUUUUAAAAUCAAAUUAUAUUCUUUCAUUAAUAUCUUCUUAUAUUGAUAUAGAACAUAAAUGUUUUUCUAUGAAAUUUGAAUAUAUUAGUGGAAUAACAUUAUUACAUUUACUUCGACAAGUUCGUUGGUUUGAAGAAUCAGCUGUAGCAUUUUAUAGUGCACAAAUUGUUUUAGCAUUUGAAUAUUUACAUGAAUUAAAUAUUAUCUAUAGAAAUCUUAAAUUAGAAACUAUUCUUCUUACUGAUAAUGGAUAUAUUAAACUUUGUGAUUUUGCUUUUGCUAAAUUAUUAUCUUCACAUUCAAGUUAUACAUAUUCAAUUGUUGGUGUACCUGAUAUAAUGCCACCUGAAAUACUUUUAGGUCAACCAUAUUCAUAUUCUGUUGAUUGGUGGCAAUUAGGUAUAGCUAUGUUUGAAAUGUUAACAUCUUGUACACCAUUUUUUUCUUCAUCAAUGUUUCAAACACAUAAAAAUGUACUUAACAAUUAUCGAUAUAAAUUUCCAUCACAUAUAAGUAGUUUAGCACGAUGUACUUGUAUGAUGUUAUUGCAACCGAAUAUAAAAAAACGACUAGGUUGUUCAUUAAAUGGUAUGGAUGCAAAAGAAGUUAAACAAAAUAUUUGGUUUAAAAAUCAUGUUGAUUGGACUGCAAUUAUUGAAAGAUCUCAUCCAGCACCAUAUAGAAUUAAAAAUCUUGAAAUAAAUUCAAAUAAAACAAUAUCAAUGUUAAAUACAAUUGAAUCAAAAUGGUUAGAUGAAUAUGAUCAAGCAGUACGAUUUUUAAUGAAUGUUAAUUUUCCAGAUGAAAAUGAUUCGAUUAAUUGA